Lactuca virosa is the source of this 2510-nucleotide messenger RNA. Lineage: Eukaryota; Viridiplantae; Streptophyta; Magnoliopsida; Asterales; Asteraceae. The record is from the annotation of a GenBank genome assembly.
AUGGCGAAACAAACUCAAACAUUCUUUCUUGAAGAAUGGCUUAAAGCCAACAGUGGCGCUAUCAGCAAUACCAACUCUACAAAUUCUACACCCCAAUCAGCUCGAGCCAUCAUCCAAGCAUGGGCUGAUCUUAGGGAAUCCCUCCAACAAAAAUCAUUCACUCAGCAACACUACCAAUCGUUACAGACUCUCUUAAAUUCCGGAAUUGCCCUUUAUGUUGCAGAUCCACAAGUUAAGCUUAUACUCGCUAUUCUAUCAGCACCAGACCUAUCUCUACCUUCUGAAUCAUACCCUCUCUUUCUCAGGCUUUUAUACAUAUGGGUUAGAAAAUCGUCUAAACCCUCUCCUGUGUUUAUUAAUUCUUCCAUCAAUGUCCUCUUUCAACUAUUUUCAUCUCAAUCUGUCACAAAUAAAAGCUCUUUAUUCUUCACUGAAUUCCUUCUUCUCCUUGGUGCUUUUUCUUUCAUCCCCUCAAUACCCGAAACCACAAGAACACAGUGUCUUGAUUUCUUCUGUAAAAUCAUGGAGGAAGAAUACAAGUUGGUUUCUUUAUUUGAUGAUCUUGUUCCAAGUGUACUUUCUGGAAUAGGGUAUGCUCUAUCUUCUUCAGGGAGUAUUCACUUUAUUCGAAUUCUUGAUACCUUAUUUGGAAUUUGGAAUAAAGAAGGAGGCCCUUCAAGUAGUGUACAGCAUGGUCUAAUGAUCUUACAUCUUGUUGAAUGGGUUCUCUACAAUUGUAUCCAAUCACAUGAGAAAAUCAUCAUCUAUUCAAGAGAGAUUCUAGAAUCCCACAAAUCACAAUAUGCUUCAUUUUCUAUUGUCAUGGGUGCAGCAGGAGCAUUAAGAGCUUCCAACAGGUCAAUAUCUUCUGGACUCAUGGAAUUAAGAAGCUCUGCUGAAAAACGACUUGAAAUCAUUGCAAAUGAAUACGUUUCCACAAAUGGAAACGAUAGUGUUUUGCUACAAUGCAUAUCAUUAGCUUUAGCUAGAAGUGGUGAUGUUUUCUCUAGAGAGAAACAUUCUCUUCUUUUAUGUCUCACUUCAGCAAUAUUAACUGAAAUCCUUCCUCUAAAACGUUUUUACACAAACAUUUACAUGAAUUCUAGUAACAAAGGAAAUCAUGAAGUUAAAGAACACCUACAUAGUGUCAUUUUCAAAGAGGCAGGAGUGAUAACUGGUGUUUUUUGCAAACAAUAUGCUCAAGCUAAUGAAGGUAGUAAGAAUAAAGUGGAGAAUCUUAUAUGGGACUUUUGUCAAGAUGUUUACAUGUCACAUCGCCAGGUGGCGUUAUUUCUCAAGGGAAAAGAUGAAGAGUUACUCCAAGAUUUGGAGAAGAUAACCGAGUCAGCUUUUCUUAUGGUGGUGUUUUUCUCUUUAGCUGUUACUAAACAGAAAUUAGUCCCGAAUAUUCCUAAAGAAAUUCAACUUGAUAUAUCAGUGAAAAUAUUAAUUUCAUUUUCUUGUUUGGAGUAUUUUCGGAGAAUGCGUUUGUCUGAAUACAUGGAUACAAUUAGAGGUGUUGCUGGAAGUGUUCAAGAAAAUGAAGCUGCUUGUGUUUCAUUUGUUGAGUCCAUUCCUUCAUAUGGCGACUUGACAAAAGUUCAUGUUUCUUCCAACAAAAUGGAGUUUACUUGGUGUAAAGAUGAAAUGCAAACUUCUAGAAUCUUAUUCUAUUUGCGUGUGAUUCCGACUUGUGCUGAAUACAUUCCAUCUUCAGUUUUCAGAAAAACCGUGGCUCCCAUUCUAUUUUUAUACAUGGGACAUCCAAAUGGGAAAGUGACUCGAGCCUCACAUUCAACAUUUGUAGCUUUCAUUUCUUCUGGGAAAGAUUAUGAUGAUGAACGAGUUUCAUUAAAGGAGCAGCUUGUUUACUAUUACAUGCAAAGAUCUUUAGAGGGGUAUCCUGGUGUAACACCAUUUGAAGGAAUGGCAUCUGGAGUUGCAGCAUUGGUUAGGUAUCUUCCUGCUGGAAGUCCUUGUAUAUUUUACUGUGUUCAUUGUCUAGUGGAAAAAGCAAGUAGCCUUUGUAGUGAAUUCCCAAAAGAGCCCAAUUCAUUGAAUGAUUUACACGAUGAAUUAGAGCCAUGUAAGAAGCUUCUAGAUUUACUACUCAGACUUCUCUCACUGGUUGAUAUACAGGUGUUGCCAAGUUUGAUGAAGCUUUUAGCACAACUGGUUGUGGAGCUUCCUGAAGAUGGACAAAACAUGGUGCUGAAUGACUUAUUUGCUCAAGUUGCUGAUUCAGAUGAUGUGACACGGAAACCAACACUUGUUUCUUGGGUGCAGUCUUUAUCUUAUCUCUCUUCUCAAGCUACAAUCAAAGGAGGAGGACACAGGAAGCAUGAAAAAUCUAAUGCUAUCAUUUGGAAUAAGGGCAGAUUGUUUGGGUUGAAUAGGAUCUUUGCACGAAUGUAAACUUGAUUGUUAUGUUGUUGUGACAUAUGAAUUAGUUUAUUAGUGUAGAUAUGCACCUUUAAUCACCUUUCUCUUCUUAACUCUUAAUCACACAC